Linum tenue is the source of this 3769-nucleotide messenger RNA. NCBI's taxonomy places the organism in Eukaryota, Viridiplantae, Streptophyta, Magnoliopsida, Malpighiales, Linaceae. The record is from the annotation of a GenBank genome assembly.
AAAAAAUAUAUUUUUUUUUAAAUUAAAGAGAACAGUUACAGAGAAAUGGCAAUGCAGCUAUGUUCUCCGUCUGCUUCUUCUUCCUCCUCUUCCUGUCCAUGUUCAAAUCCAAGGUUAACACUCUUCAAAAUACCGAGAAAACCCCUCCGACUCCCGUCUUCCUCUGGGCGAGCAACCGCGGUCCUGAUGGACCGUUCCGUCAAAUCACCGGCGAGGGGAGUCCCGCUGGAGAAACGGAGCAGGAACGAAUUGGAGGAGAAAAAGCCGCCUCCGGCGCCGGAGGGAGUGCUGGUGGUCCGCCGGCCGGAGAUCGAGUCCGACCGUCCGGAAUUCGUCGAGGAAGGCGAGGAGAUAAAGAAGCCAUCGGCGGCGAUCGACGGUAAGCUGGAGGAGUUCGCAAAGAAAAUGCCGAUUUUCGAGCCGGAUAGACUGGAUGAAAACGCAGGGGCAGGAUCUGCGCAAGCGAAGCCUCUUUCAGUGAAUUUGGAUCUGGCUUUGUACAGGGCCAAAGUGUUGUCCAGGAGCUUCAGGUACCAGGAAGCUGAGGCAAUACUCCAGCAGUGUAUAAGUACAUGGCCAGAGGACGGAAGAGCUUAUGUUGCAUUAGGUAAGAUUUUGGGGAAGCAAUCUAAAACAAGGGAUGCUAGAGCUGUGUACGAGAAAGGCUGCCAAGCUACUCAAGGAGAAAACCCUUAUGUUUGGCAGUGCUGGGCAGUUUUGGAAAAUAGGAUGGGUAACAUAAGGAGAGCAAGAGAGCUGUUUGACGCAGCCACAGUUGCUGACAAGAAGCAUAUAGCUGCCUGGCAUGGUUGGGCAGUUCUAGAGCUCAAGCAGGGGAAUGUAAAGAAGGCGAGGCAACUACUUGCUAGAGCCCUCAAGUUCUGCGGAGGGAAUGAAUAUGUUUACCAAACGCUAGCUCUAUUGGAAGCUCGAGCGAAUCGGAGUGACCAAGCACGGUACUUGUUCAGGGAAGCAACUAAGUGCAAUCCAAAGAGCUGUGCCAGUUGGCUUGCAUGGGCGCAGCUGGAGAUGCAGCAGGAGAAUAACCUUGUUGCAAGGCAACUGUUUGAGAAAGCAGUCCAGGCAAGUCCUAAGAACAGGUUUGCUUGGCAAGUGUGGGGUGUAUUUGAGGCCACCAUAGGCAACAUAGAGAAGGCCAGGAAGCUCUUAAAAAUAGGACAUGCACUCAACCCAAAGGAUCCUGUUUUACUUCAGUCUCUUGCUUUAAUCGAAUACAAGCACUCGACAGCAAAUCUUGCCAGAGUGUUGUUCAGAAAGGCAUCGCAAUUGGACCCUAGGCACCAACCAGUAUGGAUUGCUUGGGGAUGGAUGGAAUGGAAAGAAGGGAAUGUGUCUACUGCAAGGGAAUUGUAUCAAAGAGCUCUCUCAAUUAGCACCACCACUGAAAGUGCUGCUCGAUGCCUGCAGGCUUGGGGUGUUCUUGAACAAAGAGCCGGUAAUCUAUCCGCAGCUCGAAGAUUAUUCAGAUCAUCACUGAACAUAAACUCUCAGAGCUACGUCACUUGGAUGACAUGGGCAAAACUAGAGGAAGAUCAAGGAAAUGCUGUGCGUGCUGAAGAAAUCCGCAACCUUUACUUCCAACAGAGAACAGAAGUUGUGGACGAUUCAUCAUGGGUUACCGGGUUCUUCGACAUCAUUGAUCCAGCACUCGACAGCAUAAAGAAGCUCUUGAACUUGGACCAGAACUUCUACAAGAAGGAAGCAGAAACAGGAGCCAAGGAUAACAACUACAAUAGCAUGCUUGAUGAACAAGGCAGUGUGAAACAGGAUGGAAUGAGCUGGCUCGAUUUGGAUUCGUUCAUCAAAACAAGGUUGUCUCUUGAUCCGGCGAAACUGGACCUCGUUCUGGAUUCGUCUCCGAGUCAAGCUGUGGCCGCAGCUCGGCUGCUUAAAUCGCCGAGAAGCAUAUGGAGACCUGAGCAAAGAUCUGUCGCAUUGUCGGAGCCCAGAGUUUAAAGUGCCUGUAGAAACCCAUGCACUUUAACUAGUAGAUACUGUGCUUGUUUUUACUUCUUAGCAAACUACCUUCAAAUUUGUACAAAAAAAUGCCACGUAGGAAAAGAAAUGGAUCGUUUAAUUGAUUCAGCCAAUUAAUCAUAAUGCGUUAAGCAUAAGUGCAUGGGUUUCCCCUAUCCGUUGCAGCAAGCCAAUUUGGUUGACUAACAGCGUUGACUUUUUGCUGAUCAGCUAAAAUUUUAUUUAGCAUAAAAGGCUUAGAAGUCCCUGGGAUCAACGAACACAUUCCCUAUCCGUUCCCCUGACAAACUUUCAUUCUGGUCCUCUUCUCCGCCGCCGCCGGCGGCGCUCCCUUCGGCUACUUUCUUCAAGUACCAGACGUCGUCGACGCACGACGAGCAGGAUUCUUUCGGCACAAACUCCAGCAAAGGGUCCGACACAGCAAGCUCGGUGAUGAUCGCCUUGCAGCCUCUCAUAUUCUCGCCCAGCUUCAUCACGAAGCUCCAAACGGAUCUCAUUAGCUCCUGCUGCCUCUCUCCUUCUCCGUAGAUACCGUAGAGGAAAAGAAACCCGCCCGGCGGCGGCGGCUGUGGCGAGUCGCUUAUCGGAAAUCUCAGGCACGGCAGAAAUUUGUCCCUCGCUCGACUGAGAGUCAAUUGGAAUCGCUUAUUGACUCGACGAUUAUGAUUGAUAGCAUUAUUGGGCUCGCAGGAAUUCCAAACGCUGAAGACUAUCGUCGAUCGGAGUCGAGUGGUAUCGGUACCGCCGCGGCCGUUGAAGUAGGAAAUCCAUGUCCCCAGGCUCAGGUUUGCUUUCAAUAUGGCGUCGAAGUCGACCGGGUACAUGACGUGUUUCUGGUUCCCUGAUCUGAGUUUGUUGUUGUACAGAGAAAUCGCCUGCUCAAUUUGCAGCUUCUCGACCUUUAUUUCAGGAAACGGAUCGAGGAGCAGACGAGGGAUUUGUUCCUUGUGAUGCACGAAGAUGACUAAAGAGGCGAAGUCAGCGUAGCCAAAUUUGGAAGCGAAGAGAUUCGUGGAGGCGACAUUGUUCUUCAGGGUGGCGAUCAGGAUGUCCUCCGCGCCUUUUCCGAUCAGCCAUUCUUCGGCCGACUUCACCAGCUUUGUUCCAAUGCCCAUUCUCCUGCGUUUCAGGUUUCGUCAGCCAGGUGUUUGAUUAAUUGUCUCAGAGAGUAGGAAAGACGGGAAAAUCGAGAAGAAAGAAGAGAAAUACUGAUGUAUAGGAGAGACUCGAAGGCCAAGGAUGCAGCCCAUUCUCACAUUUGCCGCUUCCAAACCAGUCUUCAUAGACUUGAUGCAGCAUCUCACCAUGCCAACAAGCUCACCAUUGCCAUGCAGCUCAGCGACCUGUGUUCAAACCAUUAGCUAGCAAAGAGCAAGAGUUGCCAUGCCAUGGGAGCUGCUUUUCAGGUUUCUGUACUCUUUGCUCAGGUGAUGAAUGAAGACAGAAGAGCAGUGCAUAGAGCUACAGUGCAUGUUCUAUGGUGAUGCUUGCAUCAAUGGGGAAAUGGAAAACAAGUUGCAGUAACCCUUUUGUUUUGUUGUUUGAGCUGUUAGAUUCUCUGCAGGUAUACCUACUGACUUGAUUGAUCACAAAAUGUGAGGUGGAGAAGACUCAUCAAGGAUUAGAAGGAGAAAAGCUUAUGUCGUACUUCUCCAACCAAUCCGGCCAUGUUGCUGAAGACUCCUUGCGUGAUUAGUCUGCUGGUGAAUUGUCAGUCCUCGGAUGAGAGAAAACUUACGAGAUAGGAGAUUGGACGAUUAUGAUGCAUGCG